GGAGAGGAGUUUCUCUAAAAUGAAGCAGAAAGGCUUCAUUUUAAUUUUUUUGCUUGUUUGGAACUUAUCUGCUUUCUCAGGAAACAUGACUGUUCCUAUAAAUCAACAAAGUGAUAAAUUAUCAGCCACAAAACAUCUUUAUUUCUUGGUGGGAUGUCGAGCUGUGAUACCGUGUCAGCAUUACAGCCGCAAUUCAGACUCUUUCAAAUGGUUUUACAAGAAGGAUGAACGUAGUAACCAAAACCAGUUAUUCUUCCAAGAUAAGAAUGGAAUACAAUACCGUCAUAGCUCUCAUACUAAAUGGAACAUUGGGUCCAAUCAUUCCUUGGUCUUCAGUCAUUUUACUGAGGAUGACGAAGGCAUGUACUGGUGUGAAACUUGUCAAGGAUUGUGCCAGCAGUCCGCGGUCAUCACUGUGAAGAAAGAAUUAUGGAAAGAAAUCAAUGAGACGCUUUACAUUACUGCUGGGAAUAGUUUUGAGUACGCGUGUUCAGGUGAACAUGGUAAAAUAAAAUGGACUUUUGAAGCAACAGCCGCUCUCACGAAAUCAGGACACAGAGCAAAAAGAGACAUUGUGACUUUCAACAAGUCUAUACAUAUUGGAAAUGUCAGAAGAGAAGAUGCUGGGAGAUAUACCUGCUGGAUUAGAAGCUGUGAUGAACACAUUGUGAAGCUAACUAUUAAUUUGUGUGUAGUUACAGCAUAUGGCAAUAAGGAUUCUGUUUCCUGUGCUGGGAUCUGUCACACGAAAUCCAGUAAUCCAAACAGUAACUCUGCACAUGUAGAUUCAUACAAGUCCCUAAACUGCAGUAAACUUUCAGUGUUUGACGGAUACGGUACAGUUACUACCAGUCAUGUAUCAUCAGAUGCAUUUAACAAAACAUCAGGUAUACAAAAAGACUCUGAAGACUGGGUGGCACUUAUUUGUGCUAUAUCAAUAUCAUGUGUCAUUUUAAUGGCACUUUUAAUUUUUUACUUCAGCUCAAGAUUAUGUUCAGAUGCUUCUGCUCUUGUCUCACCAAAGCAUUUCCUGUUCAAAUCUGUCGCUGUGGCUUGA
Molecule: messenger RNA, 1057 nt
Organism: Archocentrus centrarchus (flier cichlid)
Lineage: Eukaryota; Metazoa; Chordata; Actinopteri; Cichliformes; Cichlidae
Exons: 6
Coding region: 20-1057 (345 amino acids)
Source: RefSeq, a predicted model, not a curated record